Messenger RNA from Chironomus riparius, 3131 nucleotides. Lineage: Eukaryota; Metazoa; Arthropoda; Insecta; Diptera; Chironomidae. The record is from the annotation of a GenBank genome assembly.
ACUUCCGUGCGUAUAACUUUAAGGAUAUUUUGUCUUCCUUGCGUAGAAUUUGUCCUUUUUUGUAGAGUUGCCUUAACUUUUCAGCCGAAUUCACAAAAAGACAGUUGAAAAACGUAAACAAUCGAUAAUAAUUCAUUUAAUUAUGCUCAAUUGCCUUUAUUUGUUAUGUUAAGUUUGUAAAAUAAGUGAAAGGAACAUGGAUUUCAACAUACGACAAGAUUAUAUGCGACAGAAACUUGAUUUACUAGGAUAUUCAUCACAUUCACUGCCACUUUCAGCAGUUCCUUUAGUUUCUGCUGUUUUAGAUGACUUAAUAGCAACAACAGAGAGUUUAAAGAAGGCAAAAGAUGAGCUUGGACAGUUGUUGGAACAGAAAAAUGCUUGGGAACUUGGAAAUGAGGUCUACAAAUGCGACAAUUCUAAGCUGCUACAUGAAGUCAACCGACUAAAAUUGGAACUCCUGAAUAAAGAAAAGAAUGUCCAAAUCGAGAAUGCUGGAUUAAAGAGGAAAAUUAGAAGCCUUGAAGCUGACAGGAAGUCACUUGAUGAAAAAUGCUCAGAACUAAAUCACAUGAUUACUUUAUUCAGUCAGUCUGACAAGUCUAAAGGAAAGAAGUCACUAAGGCCAUUCGUUUCGACUGUUCGAAAGAAUGCAUCAUUUCCUGAUAUAUCCUCAGACUCUAAAGAACCGGCUUGUAGCUGUACAUCAGCCAAGUCGAGUGCUCCAAUUAAUAAAAGAUCAGAAAGAGAACUAGAAAAGCUUAAAAACGAAUUAAAACAUGCUGAAGAUGUAAUUGAAGUUUUAAGGAAGCAUGAAGCUGAAAAGGAACGCGAAAUUCAGAGACUUAGUGCCUUAUUUGUUGGUGGUAGACCAGUUAAUGCUCUCGCACGUGAUUGUUGCUAUAAAGAUGUGUCUAAAAUUACAGAGGACAUCAGUCAUCUUCAAAAGGAUAAAAUCGAAUUAACUACAAGACUAGCUGAUAAUGAGGAACGGUACGAAAAGCUAUUCCAAAAAUGGAAGAUCCAAAAGUGUACAAUUAAGAAUCUUGAAGAUCAGUUAAAAGAAAUAACAGAAGCAGCACUUUAUGUCGAAAAGGAAGCAAAUAUGAGGAUUAAGAACCAAAAUCGAAACAUUGCGGAACUGAAAGAAAAUCUUAAUUCCAAUGGAAGUUCAGUGCCUCAAGAAUUAAAGGAACUAAAGCGUACAAUUAAGGAUAAAACAAAACAGGAACAAAAACUGCUAUUUGAAAUUGAAUACCUAAAAAAUAAGCACAAUGAGCAGGAACAGCAAUGCUCUAAUAAGAAUUCAGAAAUAAUAACAGAGCUGAUUAAAGAACGUGAUAUAUUACAGAAUAGACUUAAAAUGAUGUGCGAGAAUCAGCCAAGAGAUCCACAAAACCAUCACACAAAUCAUUGCAGUAAUGCAAGCUGCAAUGUCCAUCAGAUUUAUUCACAAUUAAGGGAAAAGGAACAGCAAGUUUGUAAGUUACAGGAUGAGCUAUGCAGCAUAAGAAAUGAGAAAACACAAAUGCAUCCACAUGGCAUACUUACAGUUACAAAUAAUUUAAGACGUGCUGAAUGUGAACGUGAUUGUGCUUUAAAUAAGGCACAAUCAAUGAAAAUGGACAAUGAUGCAUUAAAUGACAAGAUUAAAGUACUGCAAGAUUGCAAGAUUAGUGACAAUAAGAAGAUCAUCCAGUUAGAGGAAACAAUAUCGAAAUUAAAGCUUGAUAUUAAGGAUCUCCAUUCAGCCAAAACGCCUGCAUUUACAACAAUUAAACAGCUUCGAGAAGAGAAUUGUGAGCUACAGAUUAAGUUGAGGUCGUCAGAUGAGGAUUAUAAGAAGCUCAACAAUACUUACAAUCAAGUUAAAAUGCUCAGCCAACAGACUGAAAAUGUCUUAAUGAGUGUUCAAAAUCAGCUUGAAUUUACAAAGUGUGAGUUAAGUGAACGAGAAUCACAAAUAUGCUGCAUUAAUAAAUCCAAUGACUGUCUUAAAGAUCAAAUUGAAAAGCUUUCAGCUGAAAUUAGUAAAAUUAAGAGCGAAAAAUCGACUGUUGAACGUGAAAAGGAAUUUUACAUGAUGACAUUGGAUAGAAAAAAUGAGAAGCUGCAUUGUGUCGAGUCUAAAAUGGAAUCUGUGGCUUGUUUGAAGGAAUCUAAUAGGAUGAUGAAGACACAAAUUGAUGAUCUAAACUGUGAAAUCAAGCGCCUAGAAUCAAUUGUAUGCGAUACGAGAAAUGAAAAUCAGUGUCUGUGCAAGCAACUUGAAACAACCAAACAUCACUUAACAAAUGCAAUUCAUGAGAACGGAAGAAUGGUUGAUGAACUAGCAACAAUUACAGCUGAGCUAAAUGCGACCAAAAAGUGCCUUAUUGAUAGCCAGAAAGAAUCAGAAGUUAUUAGAACUAAAUUGCAAUCGUAUAUCCAUGAAAUUGAGAGAAUUGAUGGCUUGAUAACGUUCAAGGAAGGAGAACGAAAGCAGACAAUUGGUCAAUAUAAAGAUCUCGAAUGUCAAUAUAAGAAUUUAGAUCAAGAGACUUGUGAGUCAAAGAGAUUAAUUGCUGACUUUGAGCAGCGAAUAAAGCAUCUGACUGGCCAGCUACAUGCUAAAGACAUUGAUAUAGAGACACUCGAGAAACAGCUUAUUGACAUUUCUACAGAAGUUGAAUGCAUUAGAAGUGAGAAUAUGAAGCUACACGUCGAACUUGAAGCACAAAGGAAUUUAUGUGAGAAACUUGAUAUCCAGAAAGAAAAACAGAAGAAUGAGAUUCGCGAGUAUCAGUUAAGCUGCAAAGAACUAUUAGAAAAGAACGAUAAAUUACGUGAAGAGAUUCUAUUGAUGAAGGAACUAGGGGCAGGUGACACUCACAUUUCAGCAUCUUAUCAUCCUACCAUGUAGUAUUAAAUUAUAUUUCCUAUUUGUUUUAAAAUAUUUUAAUUAACUUAAUAAUAUACAUUGUGUUCAACAUAAAUCCAAUAUUUCGAUUGCACCAAAAUGUGUGACUUAAAAACAAUUUUAAUUUAUAUUAUAACGGAUUUCAAAAAUUUGAGUUCGAACUGUUUUCAAAAACUUAAAUAAAAUUCAAAAUUUUGAAAACUGUUAAGAAAAUUUGAAAUUUCAUCGGCAA